Molecule: messenger RNA, 663 nt
Organism: Brenthis ino (lesser marbled fritillary)
Lineage: Eukaryota; Metazoa; Arthropoda; Insecta; Lepidoptera; Nymphalidae
Source: the annotation of a GenBank genome assembly
AUGUUUGCACUAACUAUUGCCAACGACCCCAUCCGGAUUAUUAUUAUGAUAGCAGCUGCGUUUGGAUGGCUUCUUUCAUUUUUAGUUUCAUCCUUAUUAUGGUAUGCUGUUGUUCCCCUUCGAACUUAUCUAGCCUUUGGAAUGGUGUUUGCUAUUAUAAUUCAGGAAGCCUUUCGCUAUGGAAUGUACUUAUUAUUAAAAGUUACUGAAGCUGGUUUGAAAGUAAUAUCUGAAAACCAUGAUGGUAGAUCUCAUAAAUUGGAGAUGGCUUAUGUAUCAGGACUUGGAUUUGGAACAAUGAGUGGAGCGUUUGCAAUAAUCAAUGUUCUGGCAGAUUCAGUGGGUCCAGGCACUCUAGGCCUUCACAGUGGAACAGAAUACUUCUUUGUUACAAGUGCAGCAAUGACUCUCUGCAUGACACUGCUCAAUACCUUUUGGAGUGUGAUAUUUUUCAGUGGAUUGGAUAACAAGAAUUAUUUGAAAAUUGCAUGGGUUUUUUGCUCACAUUUCUUCGUGUCAGGACUCAGUUUACUCAACAAAAAGGAAUUAUAUGCUGUUACAAUUUUACCAUCAUAUAUUGUUCUUAUAAUUACUGCAAUCAUAGCUUUUAGAUGUGCUGGCGGCACCAAAAUUGGUUUAAUUCAAAGUUUUACUGGUAGAACA